CUUACUGAUUUUUACCAAGUACAAAAUCACAGUACUGUAAUGUUCCAUUUGUUUUAAAAAUUAGCAAGUGCUUGACAAGAAAAAUAUGAAGCUUCUUUGAUGGUAAAUUACAGGACUGUAGCUGUAUUCUGUAGCUGUAGAAGUAUUCCUAAUUACGCCACGGGUACCGUAUCUGUCUCACACUAUGCAUUAAUAAGUCGAUAAUCAAGUUUUCAAAAAUCCUAUGAUUUGCCAUUAUUGAGAACUAUGAAAACAUCUCCACGAUAAUUUAUUUCUUGCCAUUUCCGGUGCAUAAUUUGAGUGCUGUUCUGGUUAAGGGAAGAGCUUCCCCUGGCACGACAUUAGCGCAUUUAACGUAGUUCGGGAAAAUGCUGGAGUAGCAAGCUUUUUAACGCUCUUCAUUGAUAACAAUAUCAAAAGGUCACCGCCGACUAUCUCACGAUGACGACCCCCGCCUACGAGCACAAACCCUCCCUCCCGGAGGUCUUCCCCCUGCGUCGCGGGACCGUCCUAGCCAACGCGGACUUCCAGACCCUGGAGGUGUGGGAGGAGGACGCCGGGAAGGAGGCGGACCAGCAACCCCACCCCGACGACUACACCACGGCCGACGACUACGACGUGGACGACAGCCUGCGCUACACCACCCUCACGGCGGCCCGCCAGACCGUCGGCGACCUGUGGGACCGGCUGCGGUGUCGGCGCUUCUACCGCAUCGAAGGCGACAAAUUCUACCUCAUCCGGACACUCUCCGUCCGCCGCGGCACCAUCAUCGACAUGUGCCAGCACGCCGGCCAUCCCUACAUCGUCAAGCGCAUCCCGAUUAACACCGGCGCCGACCUGGUUAAGGCCGCCGACCAGUUCAACAACCUCCGCAACUACGAUCAUCCCCACGUGUGUUUCGCGUACAAGGCCGGGAUCGGGAACGCUCCCACCUGGCGGAAUUGGAGUCGGACGGAGGUGCGCUUCCUUCUCCCGUUUAUCAACGGGCACCUGCUGUCCGUGGAGCUGGCCGACCGCCGCCGGGAGCAGCGCUACAUUCAUCCGCGGCGGAUUGUGCGGUUGCUGCGGGAGAUGCUGGACGGGUUGUUCGAGAUCCAUUCGCACUCGUACGGGGACGCCCACCGGGAUAUCCGGCCGGAGACGAUUAUGAUCCGGACACCGGACGACUGGCCGGUGCUGCUGGAUCUGGAUGCGUGUACGCCGGCGGUGAUUAUCACCACGGAUGAGGAGGAGGUGGCCAAUAUGGUGGAUAUUUCGGAGAAUGUCACGUCGCCCUUCUACCGGGCGCCGGAGACGUACGAUAUUAAGCCGGAGUCGGUGAUUGACGAGCGGACGGAUAUCUGGGCGAUGGGGUGUACGCUCUUUGCCAUGUGCUUCUUCCGGUCGCCCUUCCAACCGCCCGAUGUGGACGACACCUUCUCCCCGCUGAACAUCCCGGAACCGGUACGCCAGGCCGCCAAAGACCUGACCCUCAGUCUGACCGCGGCCGAUUUCCUGGACAACGUCAUCCCGGCGGAUUCGCCGUAUCCGCGGCAACUCCAUGAAUUCAUGGCGCGCAUGUUGAGCGUGGACCUCAACAGUCGGCCCACGACGGAGCAGAUCAUCCGCGAACUGGACGAGAUGAUCGCGGCGCUGGGCGGUCCGGACCAGCCCAUCUGCGUCAAGUAUCCGUGGAUUAAUCCGGCCGCCGACGAGAUGGCGGCCGAUGUCAUCAAGCGGCGGACCUUUGCGCCGCGGAAGCUGCAGUUUGAUGAGAUGUACCCGGAAUUGGCGGGUUAUGUGUACAUGGAGGACCGCGCCAGGUCCUUUCAAGCCGAUUCUCCAAAGGAUCAGACCGCUGGGAUCCUAGAAUCCCUGCGACUAACCGGCGGGAACUUCCUCUUCAGUAAAUCCCACCCGAACCCGUACGCCGUCAAGAAGGAAUCCACACGCCGCAAGUCCCUGUUGGAGUCCGUUGUCGGCGCGGUGACCGGCCGCACUGAGGGAGCGAGCGAACGCCGGGCGUCGGUCGCCUCGGGACAAAAACCCGAUAGGCGCGUCACUCUGGAACCGGCGCAGGCGAUCGCGGCGGAAAAAACCCCGGAAGCGCGCUUGCACGUCCACGGGGAAACCGAGAUGUCCACCAUCGUGGAAGAUGCACAGGAGCACGCACUUACGAUGGAGACGUAAAAAUAUGGGACAACUGUAUACUGUAUAUUAUGUAAUAUUAUACCGUAAACGUGGCCUUUUCUAAGGCUUUCAUUUUCUGCUGGUUUUCGUAAAAUCAUUAAAUUUACUGUUGAAAACAAUUGGCGGCCGCUAUUAUGACGUCAUCAUCGGCCGCUGCGGUAAAUACUUAACGCGAUUCGUAGUUCAAGUGUUUAAGCGGGAUGAUGAUCGAUAUACAGGUUACAGGGAUGACAA
Paramacrobiotus metropolitanus is the source of this 2403-nucleotide messenger RNA. RefSeq lists its product as uncharacterized. Gene Ontology annotation, biological process: protein phosphorylation. The record is from RefSeq and is a predicted model, not a curated record. Gene Ontology annotation, cellular component: Golgi apparatus; cytoplasm. Gene Ontology annotation, molecular function: ATP binding; protein serine/threonine kinase activity. The transcript is spliced from 3 exons. NCBI's taxonomy places the organism in Eukaryota, Metazoa, Tardigrada, Eutardigrada, Parachela, Macrobiotidae. Bases 442 to 2169 code for a protein of 575 amino acids.